This is a messenger RNA of Cryptotermes secundus, 1091 nucleotides long. RefSeq names its product cold shock domain-containing protein CG9705. Gene Ontology annotation, cellular component: cytoplasm. Bases 224 to 664 code for a protein of 146 amino acids. Gene Ontology annotation, molecular function: mRNA 3'-UTR binding. Gene Ontology annotation, biological process: regulation of mRNA stability. The record is from RefSeq and is a predicted model, not a curated record. The transcript has 4 exons. Lineage: Eukaryota; Metazoa; Arthropoda; Insecta; Blattodea; Kalotermitidae.
UGUCUUAAUUUCUGUAAAGGAAUGUACAUAUUAUGUGCCAGUGAAAGUGAGGAAAAAGAAACCAAAGAAACAGUGUUUCUGAUCCCUGCAAUGUCCAUCAUUGCGUCAACAUACGGAGGAAAGCAAUUGUCAUGUGUGAUGCGCUGCUAACAUAAGUGAGAUAAAACAGGCGCAGUAAAGCUACCGAUGUGUGUAGUUCAGAUUUAUUGUUGCGGUAAUUAACAUGUCUGAGCACCUGUCAGAAACUAGAUAUACUGGGAAACUUAGUCCUUCACUCCUGUCACCAGAAUCUCCAGGUGGCAGUCCUAAAUUACAAGUGCCAAGCCCAAUUGUUACUAGACGUACAAGGACUGAAUCGACAUCAGCAAGAGCAUUAGAGAAUCCAACUGAGCAUGGGAAGGUGAAAAUGUUCAGCCGAUCCAAGGGUCACGGUUUUAUCACAUCAGACAUCUCUGGAGAAGACAUAUUUGUGCAUAUCUCUGACAUUGAAGGUGAAUAUGUACCACUGCCUGGUGAUGAAGUCAAGUACAGACUCUGUCCAAUUCCUCCCAAGUAUGAGAAGAACCAGGCAAUCAAUGUGAACAUCAUCAAUCUAACGCCUGAAGUGCAUCUCAGGUGGGACUGUCCAGUAAGUGAAGAAGAGAAUGAAGUGCAUGGCCAGUGACUGGCAGCCAUAGGGAGCAUCUGUAACUGAAGACUGUGUUUUUCAGCUUCAUGACAUGUUAUAUUAUUUUGCUGAAGCUGUUAUGAGCGAUAUUUAGUUCCAAGCUGCGAAUGUACUCCUUACACAAUAAAAGCCCCCCCCCCAUUUUUUUAUGCUACUGUACUGUACUGUACUGUUUGGAAUAGUAUUUGCUUAGGGAUUUUCUAUAAAUUUUUCUGCACUUUUGAGCAAGUCCAAAGACACUGAGAUCAAGUCAUUGCAAUGACAGAAUUAUAGAGAAUAGAGUAGGACUUUGGCUUUCGAUCAGAUCAUGGAUGUUCAUGCAGACAUAUAAAACAAGUCUGGGGCUAGAUGUAGAAUUUAGCAUUGUAAUUAAUUGCAUUUAUAAGCAAAUAAGCAUUUAUUAAACAUUUGAACAUUGGUUUUA